Sphenostylis stenocarpa is the source of this 1806-nucleotide messenger RNA. The record is from the annotation of a GenBank genome assembly. NCBI's taxonomy places the organism in Eukaryota, Viridiplantae, Streptophyta, Magnoliopsida, Fabales, Fabaceae.
AUGGCGGAAACCACGGCGACAGAAGCCGUUCGCGAGGAAGAAGAAAAGAAAGAAGAAGCUGAGGAACAAAGUUUCGAAGAGCUCGGCGUGGACGCUCGUCUCCUUCGCGCCUUACACAAGAAAGAAAUCGAGAAACCCACUCCAAUUCAGCGCGUCGCGAUUCCACUCAUUCUGCAAGGUAAGGACGUGGUUGCACGCGCCAAAACUGGUUCCGGAAAGACCUUAGCUUAUCUUCUCCCAUUGCUUCAGAAACUGUUUACUGCUAGUGCCGAGCGGAGGAAGCUCGCGCCCAAUGCUUUUGUCCUUGUCCCAACUCGCGAACUGUGUCAACAGGUGUAUGCGGAAGUGUUGUCGCUGGUUGAGUUGUGCAGAGUUCAACUGAAAGUUGUGCAGCUGAAUAGUAACAUGCUUGCUAAUGACCUGCGGGCGGCAUUGGCUGGACCUCCUGAUAUUUUGAUCUCCACUCCUGCUUGCGUAGCGAAGUGUUUGUCCGGUGGCAUACUUAAGGCGGCAUCCAUUAACGAAUCGCUUGAAACCCUAGUUCUUGAUGAGGCAGAUCUUCUAUUAUCAUAUGGGUAUGAAAAUGAUAUAAAAGCUUUUACACCUCAUGUACCCAGAAGUUGCCAGUGUCUUCUUAUGUCUGCAACUUCAAGUACGGAUGUUGACAAAUUAAAGAAGUUGGUUCUACACAACCCAUAUAUUUUGACUUUGCCUGAAGUGGGAAAAAAUAAGGAUGAGAUCAUUCCUAAAAAUGUUCAGCAAUUCUGGAUCUCAUGUUCUGCCAGUGACAAGUUACUUUACAUCCUUGCCGUGUUGAAGUUGGGGUUGGUCCAAAAGAAAGUUCUGAUAUUCACUAAUACGAUAGACAUGAGUUUCAGAUUGAAACUAUUCUUGGAAAAGUUUGGCAUCAGAUCUGCUGUUUUAAAUCCUUUGUUGCCUCAGAAUUCUCGUCUCCAUAUUCUGGAGGAAUUCAAUGCGGGCCUGUUUGAUUACCUAAUUGCAACAGAUCUGAGUCAGUCAAAGGAAAAGGAUAAAGUGCCUAAGGAAAGUAAUGUUGUGUUACCGAAGUCUAGAAAACGUGCUAAAGUAAAAUUAGAUUCUGAAUUUGGAGUUGUAAGGGGGAUUGACUUUAAAAAUGUAUUCACGGUUAUUAACUUUGAAAUGCCUCAAAAUGUUGCGGGGUAUGUACAUCGAAUUGGGCGUACAGGAAGAGCAUACAAUUCUGGUGUGUCUGUCUCUCUGGUUUCUCCGGAUGAGAUGGAUACUUUAGAAGAAAUAAGAUCUUUUGUUGGGGAUGAUGAAAACGAAGGCACAAGUUCCAUUACCGAGUUUCCCCACCUCACCAAGCAUGCAGUUGAAUCUUUACGGUAUAGGGCAGAGGAUCUUGCAAAGAGUGUAACAAGUAUUGCCGUCCGCGAGUCACGUGCCCAGGAUUUGAGGAAUGAAAUUUUGAACUCUGAAAAGUUGAAAGCCCACUUUGAUACUAAUCCAAAAGACCUAGAUCUACUGAAGCAUGAUAAAGUUUUGAGCAAGAAUGCACCACCUCCACACCUUCGUGAUGUGCCUGACUACCUAUUAGACAAGCCAACGAAAGAGGCAAGGGAAAUGGUCAAGCUUGCAAGGGAUGCUAUGGGGAAUAAUAAUCGCCGCAAGGGAUCCAAGAGAAAAUUAAGAAAAGAUGGAGAUCCUCUGAAGGCUAUAUCCGCUUUGGCAUCAAAAAGACCUCACAAAGUUAGGAAGACUGCUGGAAGCGAUGGCAACAAUAGUGGUGAUAGACAUAAACGCAAAAAGAAUAAGGGUAUUUGA